UUCUCUCGAGUCUUUACGUCGCUCAUCACUUUUCCCAUCCUCAUCCCACUUCACUUCUCUUCUUCUCCCUCUCACUUCAUCCCCACCUCCUACGACCCAUAUUCACACAUAUCACAAUGGAUAACGAGUUUGCUCAGACCGCCAUCGAGGGCCCCAAGCAGUUUGUCAAGGACGGCGUCGCAUUCAUCAACCGCUGCACAAAGCCAGAUCGCAAAGAGUUCAUGCAGAUUACCCAGGCUGUUUCCAUGGGCUUCUUCGUCAUGGGUGUCAUUGGCUUCGUUGUCAAGCUGAUCCACAUUCCCAUCAACAACAUCCUUGUCGGUGGUGCUUAAACGACUUUGUACAAUACGAUACUCUGCCUGAUCCACGGUUAUCGAACCACGUCGUGUUUCUCAUUUGUUACAAUAUACACCAGUGCUCUCUCUUCCUCUCUUUCUCUACUUUAAUAAAGCCCAAAAACAUGCGAAAACAGUGUCUAAUUGAUCAUUGUGCAAUGAAGAUCAUCGCAACUGAAAAUGACUUGGAUAGACUGGCAGUGGGAUUGAAGGGCUGACCCCCUGGGAGCGAUGUCAAAUCCUGAUUGGUGGCUUGAAUGCGCUGUCAAUUCUCUAGACUGAGACGCGUCUCGAUUGUUCGCAUGCCAUGUCAAAUCCCACUAUAAGGCCU
Gamsiella multidivaricata is the source of this 666-nucleotide messenger RNA. Its product is annotated as protein translocase SEC61 complex gamma subunit. The coding region runs from base 117 to 332 and encodes 71 amino acids. Gene Ontology annotation, biological process: protein targeting; post-translational protein targeting to membrane, translocation. Lineage: Eukaryota; Fungi; Mortierellomycota; Mortierellomycetes; Mortierellales; Mortierellaceae. Gene Ontology annotation, cellular component: Ssh1 translocon complex; membrane. The record is from RefSeq and is a predicted model, not a curated record. The transcript has 3 exons. Gene Ontology annotation, molecular function: transmembrane protein transporter activity.